Molecule: messenger RNA, 1495 nt
Organism: Mya arenaria
Lineage: Eukaryota; Metazoa; Mollusca; Bivalvia; Myida; Myidae
Exons: 2
Coding region: 29-1306 (425 amino acids)
Source: RefSeq, a predicted model, not a curated record
AGUUCUUAAGAUUAUUAAAAAAUACUUAAUGGAACAAUAUUUAUGUCACCAAAGUAAAUUAACUUCGUUCCAUUGCAAGACUGUCAUGUUCUUUACCAUGGAAAGAUUAUCACCAGCGGUAUGGAGAGAAGAUCGGCUCAUAGAAUGCAUAGGAUAUUGUUUGCAAACACUAGAAUUGUUCUUCAUGAGAGGUUUUUGUCCACACUAUAUCAUUCCUGAAGUGAACCUUUUCGAAGGUAAAAUCACUCGUCGCUACCAGUUGAUAUUAAUAGAGAAGAUAAAAGAGUUCUUGUAUAACAAUUUAUCGAUGCUAUACGAUUUGCAGAUUGAUAGUUUAGGACAAAGGGUCCAAAACCCUACAAGCGACAUGUUGGAGCCCCGAUCGACAUUAUUCAGGGCGAUUAAUAAUGUUUUAGCUAGCGACUUAAUAGAAACUGUUAGUUGGAGAACCUUAUCAAUCGCAAAAGAGUUAAAUCCUGUAAAGUUUCGACGAUUGCCGACUGCUUUAUCUUUAAUUGAGGAUGACAAUAUUUUCCCUAUACUAUCUCGCUAUGAACGAUGGGCAUUUUCAAAGCUAAAGCCGCACAUUCAAUCAUUGAUCGCAUUGGUUGCCUCGUCUUUUUUUUAUAGAACUUGGACUUCAAUUUACACCAGAAAUAUUUCAUCUCUAUGUAAACUGAAAGUAGCGUCCAUGUUCUAUUGCAUGGGAGAUCUACGUAGAGCCGCAGACGUGCUGAAUGAUGUUGAACGCAGAUAUGACGAUGAUGUGCAUGCUGUAUGUUCGUGUGUAAGGAAGUAUGAAGGUCAAGAACCACACGAGUUAAUAAGUGAAAGUACAAUGAACGAUUGGAACUAUGAUACUGUCAUACGUAAAGUUGCUCUCUGCGUUCGGUUUACCCGCUUAGAAGCUUUCUGUGUACCACCAAUUUUGUUAUAUGAAAUGAACAGGGCGAUGAAUGACGACGUUCAAUAUAGAAAGGGAAGUGAACACUUGUGGAUGGACAUGGCCGUAGUAGAUUCUCGACCAUACCUCUUCUAUCUGCAUUAUAUCACGUACGGGAAACUGGGUCUUCGCCUCCGACAGAGGCAGGCACUUCGUAAUAUAAUAAACUGUUUUAGAAACAUAAACAUUGUACGUACAAUGCAGCAUGCUGAGACUGCUGAAAACUUACUUGGCCACUGCUGGGAGAUGGAGGGAAAGCUGCUCAUGGCGCUAAGACACUACAUGAAUUCAGUGAAAAAUGUACCGCGAAAUAAUGCUGCCAACUGGCAUAUCAGGAGACUGAAGGCAAUGUUUAAACAUUGAAGAGUAUGAGGGCGACUGUGCAAUCAUUAUUUCAAAAUAAUAAAGAAAACAAAACGUUGUUGAUGCAGCUCAUUAUAUUACAAAUCCACUCCAUAGGAUGGUGCCCACACUUGUAAAGCAUUUUUUGGUAUUGACAUGUACAUUAUAGUACAAAACUACACUAUAUAAUGGUGCACAUACAUUUUACUA